AUGUCUUGUGAAGACUUGGUUUCUUGGAUCCCCCAGCUUUUGAAGAAGGGAUAUUGGAAAAUUAUCCCUUUUUUCCUUGAUAUUGUACUCAAUCAUAUUAGUGGCGAUUCGCUUGAAUUUUCACACGCUGUUACUUGCUUGAGACUACUUUUUGAAAUGCUUGGCUGUAAGCUUUGGUUAAGCUCUACACUGUCUCCAAAUGCAAUGCGCAACACUCUACUUGCCAAUGAAGUGAUUUUGCAUGUUGAAUUUGAUUUUUCAAAGGCAGUGGAAAUGGGAUACAUAUCACCAAAAUUACUUGAACUCAUUAAACUCUUCCAAUCAUUUGGAGAACCUAGUCAGUUACUGUGCCUCAUUUUUGUGGAAAGAAUCAUUGCGGCUAAGGUGAUUGAAAUAUUUGUGAAAAAAUUUUCCCAGAUAUCUCAUCUCACAGUUGCCUAUGUAACCGGAAGCAAUACAUCAGCUGAUGCACUGGCUCGUAACAGGAAGAAAGAGAUAAUGGAUUCUUUCUGA
Molecule: messenger RNA, 513 nt
Organism: Lathyrus sativus (Indian pea)
Lineage: Eukaryota; Viridiplantae; Streptophyta; Magnoliopsida; Fabales; Fabaceae
Source: the annotation of a GenBank genome assembly